Messenger RNA from Megalops cyprinoides (Indo-Pacific tarpon), 5087 nucleotides. RefSeq names its product cysteine rich transmembrane BMP regulator 1 (chordin-like) (gene crim1). The transcript is spliced from 17 exons. Gene Ontology annotation, cellular component: extracellular region. The record is from RefSeq and is a predicted model, not a curated record. Gene Ontology annotation, molecular function: protein binding; serine-type endopeptidase inhibitor activity. Lineage: Eukaryota; Metazoa; Chordata; Actinopteri; Elopiformes; Megalopidae. Bases 672 to 3764 code for a protein of 1030 amino acids.
GUCACGAUGGGGGACUAAACCGAGGGUGAAGGCAAACGAAAAGCUCGACACUAGAGAGCGAUAAACAUGAGACAGAGGGACAUGAAAUAUGCGUUAGGAGGAAGCGUUUUAUUUAAACAGGUUUAGUUAAGUCAGCCCGAGCCCGCAACUUAAUUAUAGGAUUGCUAUUUCUUUGGGGGGAACGGGAAAAAGUCGUACAUUGUUGACUGUGGUGCUCCGGGCGCGCUGAACAGGAAGAAAUUCCCUAGCUUGCAAAAAAAAAAAAAAAAAAAAAAAAAAACCGAGAGAGGAAAAAAGACGCAUGAGGGCAGAAAAGAAAGUUCUGCGUGGUGGAAACAAUCAGGAGCAACCGAACUUCGCUAAUACCGCGGUGCAUAAAUAAUGUGCUUUCCUUUUCUGCGGUGGGAUAGGCGCUGAUUUUGUGUUGCUUUCUGUCUUUUAAAGAAUCGUCAUUUUUGGUGGCACACAACACAUCAACAAAAGUUUUACGAACGGAAAAUCUAAAGCCAUACCAAACAAAAGCAGACAUUCCUUUGGAACUGGUCACUUUCCGCAUCUAUUUGGAACGCGGAGCUUUUUGUUUUUGUUAUUUUAACUGCUGCAGUGGGAGAUUUUACAAUACUGACUGGGGGCUCGGGGGGCGGGUUUGGAUAUAUUUUUCUCUUUCCUACAUGGCCUCUUCCAGGAUGUACUUUCUUGCGAAAUGUAUUCUGAUCUCCCAACUUAUUAUCCUUCUAGCGAAAAGCAGCCGGGCGCUGCUGUGUCUGCCCUGCGACGAGUCUAAGUGCGAGGAGCCGAAACACUGCUCCGGCACUGUGGUGCUGGGGAUAUGCGGCUGCUGCUCCGUCUGUGCCAAGCAAAAGAACGAGAGCUGCGGUGGCGUUUACGGUUUGUACGGGACCUGCGACCGGGGGCUUCGCUGCGUCAUUAGACCACCUUUGAACGGCGGCUCCAUCACCCAGUAUGAGGUCGGGGUUUGUGAAGAUGAAAACUGGGAUGACGAUCAGCUCUUGGGAUUUGAGCCCUGCAACGAGAACCUGAUCACGGGCUGCAACAUCAUCGACGGCAGGUGUGAGUGCGACAGCCUGCGUACCUGCAACAACCCCUUCGAGUUCCACAGCCAGGGGGCUUGCCAAGCUGCGCUGCAGAAAAUUGAAGAUGAGAGGCCGGACUGCUCCAAGGCCCGCUGCGAGGUCCAGUUCUCGCCCCGCUGCCCCGAGGACUCGGUGCUGAUCGAGGGGUACGCCCCGCCGGGGGAGUGCUGCCCGCUGCCCAGCCGCUGCGUCUGCAACCCGGCCGGCUGCCUGCGGAAGGUGUGCCAGCCCGGCUACCUCAACAUCCUGGUCUCCAAGGGCUCAGGGAAGCCCGGCGAGUGCUGCGACCUCUACGAGUGCAAGCCAGUGUUCAGUGUGGACUGUAGUACGGUGGAGUGCCCGUCGGUCCAGCAGGUGCUGUGUCCUCCCGAUAGCUAUGAGACCCAGGUACGCCUCACGGCAGAUGGCUGUUGCACCCUACCGACCAGGUGUGAAUGCUUACCUGGCCUGUGCGGCUUUCCUCAGUGUGCUGCAGGAAGCACUCCCCGUAUCAUCUCCCAUGGUGACGGCACGCCUGGGAGGUGCUGCGAUGUGUUCGAAUGCGUCAACGAGAGCAAGCCAGUGUGCGUCUUCAGCGACGUGGAGUACCGCGAGGGGGAGAUGUUCCGAAUGGACGCCUGCCGCUUCUGCCGCUGCCAGGGCGGGGUGUCGGUGUGCUUCUCGGCCCAGUGCGGCACGCUUCACUGCGAGCACUACUACAUCCCCGAGGGAGAGUGCUGCCCGGUCUGCGAAGACCCCGUCUCCCCCGUGCAGAAUUACGCCGGUUGCUACGUGAACGGGCAGAUCCUGGCGCACGGCGACCACUGGCGGGAGGACGACUGCACGUUCUGUCAGUGCAUGAGUGGCGAGGCCCGCUGUGUGGCGGCGGCGUGUGGGCACAGCUGCGCCAACCCCGUCACCGUCCCGGGCGAGUGCUGCCCCGUCUGCGAAGAGCCCACCUACAUCACUAUGGCGCCCCCUGCCUGUGGCUCCAUGGAAAACUGCAGCUUGACAGAGAAGGACUGUUUCUACGGGUUCCAGCUGGACCAGAACAGCUGCCGCAUCUGCAGGUGCAAAACACGAGAAGAGCUCUGCCGAGGUCUCAUUGAAGGGUGUACCCUUGAGUGCCCCUUUGGCUACCAGAUUGACGCUCACGGCUGUGGAGUGUGCCGAUGUCGCCCACGCCCAAAGAAGUGCAAGCCCAUAGUGUGCGACAAGGACUGUCCCUUUGGCUUCAUAAAGAACAAACAUGGCUGUGACAUCUGCCGCUGCAAGAAGUGUCCGGAGCUACCAUGUGACAAGUCCUGUCCAAUCGGCUUCCAGCAGGAUGAACAUGGCUGCCUCAUCUGUCAGUGCAGAGAGCACAGCGUCUCAUCUGUGGCUCCCCCGGUGAAGCAGGGGUCCUGUCUCUCCAUGGAUGGGCGUCGGCACGAGAAUGGAGAGAACUGGCACGAUGGCUGCCGGGACUGCUAUUGCCACAACAGCCGGGAGAUGUGCGCCCUCAUCUCCUGCCCCGUGCCGGUCUGUGCCAACCCCACCAUUCGGCCUGGGCAGUGUUGCCCGUCCUGCCCUGAUGACCCCAACACCCACAGGACGGAGCUGGGCGACUCCUCGGUGUGCCUCGCCCCUGGCGGGGAGUACUACGUGGAGGGCGAGACCUGGAACAUCGACUCGUGCACGCAGUGCACGUGCCACAGCGGCCGGGUGCUGUGCGAGACCGAGGUGUGCCCACCCCUCCUCUGCCAGAACCCAAUCAGAACGCGGGACUCCUGCUGCCCGCACUGCCCAGAGGAACCCUCCACCCCCCGCUCCCCCGGCAACGACAGCAUGCCCAGCUACUGCCGGAACGAGGAGGGGGACAUCUUCCUCGCCGCCGAGUCCUGGAAGCCCAACAUGUGCUCCAGCUGCAUCUGCCUGGACGGCGUCAUCAGCUGCUUCUCGGAGUCCUGCCCGCUGGUUGGCUGCAGCAGACCGGUUCUCCGAAAGGGGCAGUGCUGCCCGUACUGCCUGGAGGACACAGUCGCAAGGGCGGUGUGCCACUUUAAUGGGAAGACAUACGCGGACGAAGAGCGCUGGGACAUAGACAGUUGCACCCACUGCUACUGCCUGCAGGGCCAGACUCUCUGCUCCACCGUCAGCUGCCCCGCCCUGCCUUGCCGCGAGCCAAUCACCGUGGAGGGCAGCUGCUGCCCCAUGUGCCCAGAAAUGUACGCCCCAACAAACAUACCGAUUGAGAAGACAGACCAGCGAGGGGACACCCAGAUGCGCCAACCGGCCUGGCCAACACGGAGUGAAAAUGACAUCAUGCCCCAGUUCAGAGGGGACUUUGGAAGCCUGCAGAUGCCCUACUUGGACGGAAAGACGCUGGUGGCCAGCAACGAUGACACCUUCCACUCGGUGGCGUGGGUGGCGCUGCCCGUCCUCAUGAUGGUGGUCAUGAUCGCAGCUCUGCUGGUCAUCAACCAGAAGAAGCAGUGGCUCCCGGUGCCCUGCUAUCGUACCCCGACGAAGCAGCCCACCUGUCUGAACAACCAGCUCGUGUACGUGGACUGCCAGAAGGGGACUCGGGUGCAGGUGGACAGCUCCCAGCGUAUGCUGCGAAUCGCGGAUCCUGAUUCCAGGUACAGCGGGUACUACAGCAUGCAGAAGCAGAACAACCUGCAGGCGGACAACUUCUACCAGACCGCGUGAGCGAAGCGGCGGCCAGGAGGGCCGUGCACACUGAAGGACGCUCGCCGCCAGAACCAGAGAAUCACUCCCAACAAAAAAUAAUAAAUAAGUAAGUAAAAACAAGACCCGACAAGCUUCUUGCUCCAAAUGAAAACAGAACCAACAGUCCGACGAAGUCGCGACGCGGCCAAACGAAACGCUCCAAUUCGAAAAAAAAAAAAAAAAAAAAAAAAGCUAAAAGACACGGGACGAGCUGAGACAGUUUAAAAUUUAUCUUUCUUCUGUUUUCCCUGGAUGAAUUUUUUUUUUGUUUGUUUUUGUUUUGUUUUUUUUUUUCGCGCAAAAUUUUAACGUAAAAGCUUUGGGAUUAGGAACGCCUGGCCUCUUGCGACUGUCAUUUCGCCGCAUUCCUGCCUCCAGUUAAAAGAAUGCAAAAAUUUGGAGAAGGUGUUUCUGCAAACACUCAUGCCAAAGCGCUUGUGUUUCUGUCAAACAAACCAACUGCUGGUGUCUCCCUUGAAGGUGAUUGAGGAAACUGCUUGACUCUGGUUAGCUAUGAGAAAAAGAGCAGUCUGGGUGAAGGCUAAGCUGAGUGUCGGUUGCCUGUCAAUAGCCGACACUUCCAUCUCUUUUCCUUAAGAAAAAAAAACUGUUCUUCAAUGAAACUUCAUCCGCUAAAGAACAAUAGGAAGAAGCAACGCUAUCCUGUCAACCUGACUUUUUCCCCUCUGGUUGUUUGGGUUUUAUGUUGUUUUAAGUAUUUCUCUUCCGGGUAUAAGUAUACACAGUUUCUGUUCCUCAAGGCCAUAGGCAAAUAUAUAUAUAUUUCACAUCUAAGGGUGGAUUCACUUUUUCCUUACCCUCAUAACGGUUAAAUGUUUAAAAAUAAAGGGUUGAAAAAAAUAUAAAGUUAAUAUAAAUUUUAGUGCUACUUAUGAGUUGAAUUUGAGCAUAUUCUUUUAUAAGUGCUGCUUUUAGUUUCUGAAUGCCCUGUUUUUUUCAGGAUAUAAGUACACAGGGAAAAGGUCAGCUGUUACUCUGGGGAACACCCGCAUCCCAAACAACAAUAACAACAAUGACAUAAAAACAAUUAAAAAAAAAAAAUCUGUGUCAGUAUGUCUUCAAGAGGGUUUUGAAGGUCUGGAGGAAGAAAAAGAAAUGCUUUACCGGUUGUACAGCUGCUUCCCUGUCUGGGAGCAGUUCUGUUGCCUAAGCACUUUUGUGUUUGUUUGUUUUUUUUUUUUCUUUUUGCAGCAAACGUUUUUGGCUACUUAAACAUUAUAGGAACAUUUAUGUACAUAUUUUAUGCUGAUAUGAAAAGGUGAUUUUUUUGUGUUUAAUGUG